AUGACAUAUAGUCGAAUCGCAAGUACAGCAAGCUGGUUUGGAACGAGAGGGAAAUCUGUCAACCUCCUCGUUCAACGCGUAAAAGUCGAGAAAAACGUCAAUAUUGUCAACCGUCGAAACGAGACACCAUUGAUAAUUGCAAGCCAAUUGGGAGCCUACGGCUUCGCAAGUUUAAUACUUACCCAAAAGCCGUUAAUUAACACACAAGACGAAAAAGGCUACACAGCACUCCAUUACGCCAUCGAAGCAAACGCGCUUAAACUAGUGCAGGAAUUAUUAAAAAACAAUGCAGACGUGAACGCACAGACAAAAGAAGGAAACACGCCAAUGCAUAAUGCAGUACAAUUAAACAACCUAGAAAUUGGAAGGGCAAUAAGGAAAAGUCGAUAUUUCAAUCAGACGAUAUUAAACAAUGAAGGAGACAGUGCACUUAUAUCAGCAGUCAAACAAAGUAAAAUAAAAAUGUUGACUGUCCUACUGAAAUCACCAGACGACUACAAUAAACAAGACAAAGAAGGGAAAACACCAUUGCAUUAUGCAUGCAUAAGUGCUAGCCCUUGCAUUCUACACAGACUUCAAGACAAAAGCCUAGGAUCCAUCAAAGAUAUUUAUGGCGACAUACCAUUGACAAUCGCCAUAAAAUACAACAACGAAAGAGCGGUAGACAUGCUGUGGCACAGCGUUCAUUUCAAUACAUCAGCAAAAGAUCUUCAACUAAAUACGCUACUCCACAUGGCCUGCCGCCACGAAAAUGUACCACUUCUAGAAAUGAUUUUCUCGUGCACAAAAGACUUCGACGAAAGAAAUAUGUAUAACGAGACACCUCUUCACAUCGCAAGCUCUGUCAACAACCUUACGGCAAUUAAAAUGCUAAAGGAAAAAUACGUGGACAGAAACGCCCUCGAUGUGAGAGGACAAACGCCGCUGAUAAUAACGGCAAGUUUUAAUUACACGGAAGCAUCAAAGGAACUGUUCAACGACACAAACACGGCAGUCGAACAUAUUUUUUUAAAUGAUGACAUCCAUUCAACUGAGGUGAUCAUCGUGAAUGGCGAGACUGUCAACAUAAAAACGUGUAUUCUUCUGGACGCCGCUGACGAAAAGGGAAACACGGCAUUGCAUUAUUGUUCCCUUUUUGGAAAUAAAGAGCUGGCCAGUUUCCUCAUCCACAAAGGCGCAAGAAUAACAGUACUAAACUACGAACAAGACUCCCCAGUGACCAUUCUAGCUAAACUACCAUCUGGAUACGAUUGCCCCAUAUAUACAGAGGUAUAUGCACCCCAGCAGGAAAUGCCGUGGAAUGCAGCAGAAUUGGACACUCAACAAUUAUUCCCAGAUGAAGGACAAAGUGACCUAGAAACUGACCUAAUGUUUAUUGCGCCUGAAAAGAUUAGUAUUUUGGUUCAUAGAGGGCACCAACAAAAGCCGACCAGCCCUGCAAUUGGCUGUUAA
This is a messenger RNA of Daphnia pulex (common water flea), 1452 nucleotides long. Its product is annotated as putative ankyrin repeat protein RF_0381. The transcript has a single exon. The record is from RefSeq and is a predicted model, not a curated record. Gene Ontology annotation, molecular function: protein binding. Lineage: Eukaryota; Metazoa; Arthropoda; Branchiopoda; Diplostraca; Daphniidae. The coding region runs from base 1 to 1452 and encodes 483 amino acids.